UUUGCGAAAAGAAAAUCUGUACCAGAGCUACUCAACUAACCCGGAACUUUAAUAUAAACGGAGUAAUUCUGAAAACGCACUUUACGGCUUUCGACCGUUUUCAUAGGUAGUUUAAUAGGUAGCUCGGACAUUUGUCUUGGAAUAGUAGGAUUUUUAAACCGGACUGUGCUCCCUCUGAGUGGAGAACAGACUGCUUCAAAUGUUCCUCGCUGCGAGGGCAACCGUUCCUACGGGAGAGAAACUUUCAACUUGCCUUUUCUAAUCAGCAACAGCCAUCGUUGUGGAGUCCAGAGGUGCCAAAAUGCCGCAGCAGAAAGACAUAGUGAAGAUAGCCAUCCAGAUGCCAGGGGCCUAUCCCCAGCUUAUACGACUGGACCAGAAAAAGCCACUGUCUGCUGUUAUUAAGGAGGUCUGUGAUGGCUGGAAUCUUCCAGGCCAUGAAAACUACGCCCUGCAGUAUGCCGAUGGAGUGCAGACAUACAUCACUGAAUCAAAUCGUUUGGACAUAAAGAACGGUUGCAUUCUGCGUCUGACCAAGGCCCCGGGGCGCUGUGCGGAGGACUUGUUCAAGGGCAUCCAAAGCUUGGACCUGGGCGUGCGAUGUGAUUCGUUGAAGCAACUGGCGAAUGUUGCCACAGACGUGACCUUCGCUCAAGAGUUCAUCAGCCGAGACGGACACAUCUUACUGGUCAAGAUAGUGGAAGAUUCUAAUGAGGGUGCUCUGAUCAUGACUCACACGCUGACGGCCUUUAUGGAGCUGAUGGAUCAUGGCAUAGUUUCUUGGGAAAAUCUCUCAUCAAUCUUCAUUGAGAAGAUCGCUAGUUUUGUCAACACCAAGGUGGCAGAUGCAUCCAUCCAGCAGGUGUGCUUAGACAUCCUGGAGAGUAUGGUCCCGAGCAGCCACAGCCUCUUCCUGCAGGUCAAACAAGUGGUUACCAUGGAGAGGCUAAUCACACACCUCCAGACGACCAAUCAGCAGAUCCAGACCAAAGCAAUGGCUCUACUCAUGGCUCUGCUGCAAACAGCAGGGGAUGCGGACAGACAGGAAAUGUUUGCAUACAUGAAUAAGAAAAAUCUCCGCCAGUACAUUUACAAGAACAUCAUCCACAGUUCUGGUUCAGUCCAGGACGAGAUGGCCCACUACCUCUAUGUCCUACAAUCAGUGACUUUGAAUCACCUGGAGCCACGAAUGAGGAUGCCGCUGGACUGUUACAGCCAGGAGCAGAGAGACAACCUUCACAUUCUGCGGCAGACCGCCUUUGAGACGGAGAGUGAAAACAGCCUGAACCACGAGAGACGACGUUCUCUCUGCGCCAAAGAGUUCAAGAAGUUGGGCUUCUCUAACAAUAGCAACCCUGGUCAGGACUUGAUACGAACGCCUCCUGGCCUUUUAGCUUUGGACACCAUGUUAUAUUUUGCUACUCGCAAUCCCGAUGCAUACAGCAGGUUUGUUCUAGAGAACAGCAGCAGGGAGGACAAGCACGAGUGUCCGUUCGCUCGGAGUAGCAUCCAGCUUACUUUAAUCUUGUGUGAAAUCCUCCGCAUCGGCGAGCCCCCCUCAGAGACAGGAUCCGACUACCACCCUGUCUUCUUCAGUCAGGACCGACUCCUGGAGGAGCUCUUUUGUGUGUGCAUCCAGCUGCUCAACAAAACCUGGAAGGAGAUGAGAGCCACACAGGAGGACUUUGACAAGGUCAUGCAGGUGGUGAGGGAGCAGAUCACGCGCACACUCUCCACCAAGCCCACCUCUCUGGACCUCUUCAAGAACAAAGUCAACGCUCUGAACUACAGCGAGAUCCUCAAACUGAGACAGACGGAACGAUUGCACCAGGAAGAGACGCUGGCGGCGCCCGUACUGGAACUGAAAGAGCGUCUGAAGCCCGAGCUGCUGGAGUUGAUCCGCCAACAAAGACUCCACCGGCUGUGCCAAGGAACCAUGUUCAGGAAGAUCAGCAGCCGGCGCAGACAAGACAAACUGUGGUACUGCCGCUUGUCACCCAAUCACAAGAUGCUGCACUACGGAGACGUGGAGGACGACGCGGAGAACCCCCCCAUUGAGAGCCUGCAGGAGAAGAUUCCAGUGGCGGACAUCAAAGCUGUGCUGACGGGCAAAGACUGUCCUCACAUGAAGGAGAACAAAGGCAAACAGAACAAGGAGGUGUUGGACUUGGCCUUCAGCAUCACGUACGACGUGGAGUACAGCCUCAACUUCAUCGCACCUUCCAGAACUGACUUCUGCCUGUGGACAGACGGACUCAACGUCCUCCUGGGCCGAGACAUGAGCAGCCAGUCCAUGCGCAGCGAGCUGGACAUCCUCCUCUCCAUGGAGAUCAAGCUCCGCCUCCUGGAUUUAGAGAACGUCCCCAUCCCCGAGAGUGCGCCCGUCGUGCCCAAACCACCCAGCAACUACAACUUCUGCUACGACUUCAGCCAAACGGAGCAGUAAAGUGUGUGUGUGUGUGUGUAAAUAUACUGUGUGUGUGUGUGUGUGUGGGAUGUGACCAAUGCAUUCAUGUUUUGUUUUUUUACAACAUAAAUCAUGGUGAUUCUUUUCGAAUCACACAUGUCAACAACACCCAUCGCUUGACUGAAAGCAUAAAGUGCAAUUUUGCUUUAAUAAUCUGCUGCAUAUUUGUUGUCCGACCUGACAUUACAGAAGCACCACCAAAAACUGUUGUUUUUUUUAAUGAUUGUACUGUUUUACCAAUAAUAAUCUGUGUGAUAGAUGGACUAUUCCUGCGUGAACACUUGAGGCUAAAGACUGCCUUAAAAAAUGUUAUCUUACCAAGGUGGAGCUUAAAAUCAGCCUUUUUAGGACUUACGGUACAAUGAAAAUAAUCAUACACCGUGUGCAAAUCACUUGUAAAUGUUAUGGUACAAAUGAUGUACUGUAUUUUAAACAUGAUGAUAGAUACGUCUGUCUCGUUCUUCCCAACAUCUUUUAAUGCCAACACCUUACACGAUGAAAUGAGUUCACACCAACUAGUUAAAUACAAAAAAACUUUUAUAUCAGAUUUUUCAGUCAGUCAUGGCAAAUUGUGUCAGAAAUUAGAUUUCUCUAUGCCCUGACAACGGAGACUUUGGACGUUAUUUUGUGUGUUUGUACAAAGAUCUGUUAAAAACUAAAAAAUUGUCAAAAAUAAAUCCAGGUACAAUUUCCAGAUCUCUUUAGUUUUACUGGAGUCCAGCUUCCUUUGUCAUUUUUUAAAAACAGUAUUUUUACACAGUAGCAUAUUGAAAUGUUUGUGAUUGUCUGUCAUAUUGAUAAAACUUAAUUUGUGUCAACAUAAAUGCA
Messenger RNA from Entelurus aequoreus (snake pipefish), 3295 nucleotides. Its product is annotated as engulfment and cell motility protein 3-like. The record is from RefSeq and is a predicted model, not a curated record. The transcript is spliced from 21 exons. Lineage: Eukaryota; Metazoa; Chordata; Actinopteri; Syngnathiformes; Syngnathidae. The coding region runs from base 302 to 2446 and encodes 714 amino acids. Gene Ontology annotation, biological process: actin filament organization; cell motility.